GCGGGUGCCAGCUCUCCGCGGCCUGGUGGAGCCCGCGCCGGAGGCCCGGGGCACGUGCAGACCGGAGUCCCUUGAGUGGCGCGCCCGGGACGUGAGUGCCCCUUGCCUUGCCCGGCACCUGACCCCUUCCCCGCCCACCGCGUGCGCUUUGGCACGGCUUCAAUCAUCCGAGCAGGCCCCGCCCUCCGCCGCGGCCUCCGCUAGCCUGGGAGGACGCACGGACCCGGGCUGCGGAGAUUCUGCAGCCGAGGCCCCUGAGCGGACACCACCACCACCACCACCCCGAGACGACGGCGGAAAAGCCACCCCCGCCAGGACGGAGGCGGUCAUCGCGCACCCGCUUUCUGCUCCGCUGGUUCCAGCCGGCGCGAGGACAAAACACGCGUGCGCCGGGCGGGCGGGCGCGCGCGCUACAGCUUCAGCAAGCGGUGCGAGGUGCACGCCGCCCUUUUGCCGGAGCAGCCGCCGCAGCAGCUCCGCCCUGGGGGACUGAGGGCGCGGCAAGGGACUGAGCCGAACUGGACGCGCGACGCAAACGGCUCUCAAGGCAAGAGGGACUGUGGCCCUGCAACGGCGCCGCUCGGGAUUUCCUGCCCUUCGGUCCGGCACGACUGAUUCUCCUGUUCUCUCUGCCCGGCCCCCCGGCGCGACCUCGCUCCUCACCCGGAGCACCGCGAUGGAAGUCCCGCCCCGGCUCUCCCAUGUGCCGCCGCCAUUGUUCCCCUCCGCUCCCGCUACUUUAGCCUCCCGCAGCCUCUCCCAUUGGCGGCCGCGGGCUCCCCGGCAGCUCGCCCCGCUCCUCCCUUCGCUCGCUUCCAGCUCCUCCCGGCAGGGGGCGCGCCGGACCCAGCGCCACGUCACCGCCCAGCAGCCCUCCCGAUUGGCGGGCGGGGCGGCUAUAAAGGGAGGGCGCAGGCGGCGGCCGGAUCUCUUCCGCCGCCAUUUUAAAUCUAGCUCCAUACAACGCUCCGCCGCCGCUGCCGCCGGGACCCGGACUGCGCGCCAGCACCCCCUUGCCGACGGCUCCGCCACCAUGGAGGACAUGAAUGAGUACAGCAACAUAGAGGAGUUCGCAGAGGGAUCCAAGAUCAACGCGAGCAAGAACCAGCAGGAUGACGGUAAAAUGUUUAUUGGAGGCUUGAGCUGGGAUACAAGCAAGAAGGAUCUGACUGAGUAUUUGUCCCGAUUUGGGGAAGUUGUAGACUGCACUAUUAAAACAGAUCCAGUCACUGGAAGGUCGAGAGGAUUCGGAUUUGUGCUUUUCAAAGAUGCUGCUAGUGUGGAGAAGGUUUUGGAACUGAAAGAACACAAACUGGAUGGCAAAUUGAUAGACCCCAAAAGGGCCAAAGCUUUAAAGGGGAAAGAACCCCCUAAAAAGGUUUUUGUGGGUGGAUUGAGUCCAGAUACUUCAGAAGAACAAAUUAAAGAAUACUUUGGAGCCUUUGGAGAGAUAGAAAAUAUUGAGCUUCCCAUGGAUACAAAAACAAAUGAAAGAAGAGGAUUCUGUUUUAUCACAUAUACAGAUGAAGAGCCAGUAAAGAAAUUGUUAGAAAGCAGAUACCACCAAAUAGGUUCUGGGAAGUGCGAAAUCAAAGUUGCACAACCCAAAGAGGUGUACAGGCAGCAGCAGCAGCAACAGAAAGGUGGCAGAGGGGCUGCAGCUGGUGGAAGAGGUGGUGCUAGGGGACGCGGAAGAGGUCAGGGCCAAAACUGGAACCAAGGAUUUAAUAACUAUUAUGAUCAAGGAUAUGGAAAUUAUAAUAGUGCCUAUGGUGGUGAUCAGAACUAUAGUGGCUAUGGCGGCUAUGAUUAUACUGGGUAUAACUAUGGGAACUAUGGAUAUGGACAGGGAUAUGCAGACUACAGCGGUCAGCAGAGCACUUACGGCAAGGCUUCCCGUGGGGGCGGCAAUCACCAGAACAAUUAUCAGCCCUACUAAAGGAGGACGCUGGGAGAUCAGCGGGAACUUCAUUGCAGGCCGUGUGUCACCCUGACCACGUCUAUCUCUGGGGGUCGCACGUUGCGGGCAGAGCGCAAGGCAUACACCAGAAAACGCUGUCCUGUGGUAUGGUCUCUUCCAACUUCAUGUACCAGCGUAAAGAUUAAAGUGGAAAACUUCAGACUUUGGCUUCUUUUUUAAUCUUUUUGGAGAUUAAGUGUCUAAACUUAACUUAAAUGGUUUUUUGCAGGAGUUAAAGUACAUAAAUGCCUUUUUACAGCUUAAUCAUUUUGGUCUUCUGUUUAGUGUUGUAUUUCAAUUGUGGAGCCUCAUUUUAAGUGUUCAUUCUUUAAGAUUUAAUGCUUGCUUUUUCUUUUUAUAGCUAAUAGUGAAAUCUACAAACCAAAACAAGAACUUGUAAAUCUGGGCUAUAAGUUAAAGAUCACAUGCACAAUACAGUUGUUGCUGUUACAACCUAGAUCAUAUGCACAAUGCAAUUGUUACUCUGUUACUGUUACACACCUACCUGGAAUCGGUGGUAGCAUUCCAGCUGGCUUACUAGGGAUGCUCCUCGUUGGCCCACACUGCUGGACUCACAACAGGGAAGAUUGCAUUCCCAUGUUCUAAAUUAAAUCUGUUGCAUGUCAUUUGGAACUCCAGUGAGUUUCAAUACCCAAGCUAUACUUUGCUGAUGAAUACGCAUGUGAUCUUUAAUUGAAGUGAGGACUUAAAGCAGUUCAUGAAAGUGGACCUUUGCAAGCUUGUGGGAACUGCACACAUCUAAUGGGUGUUUUGUUUUUGUUUUAGGAGGUGUAAAGAAACCAUCUUACAGGACGACAUUGAAGAUUGCUUGAUCUUCUGUUGACCUAAGAUGAUUAUUCUGUAACAGACUUUGUAGUGUGCGGCACAGUUGUGUCCGACUGUACAUAGCUGCCAAUUAGUUCCUCUGUUCUUACUCUGUCCUUUGCUACCUGUGUUAUGACUCAAUGUGGAUUUGUGUUUAUACACAUUUUUAUUUGUGUGGUUUCAUGUUAAACCUCAAAUAAAUGCUUCCUUAUGUGAUUGUUUUUCUGCGUCA
Arvicanthis niloticus (Nile rat) is the source of this 3017-nucleotide messenger RNA. The record is from RefSeq and is a predicted model, not a curated record. NCBI's taxonomy places the organism in Eukaryota, Metazoa, Chordata, Mammalia, Rodentia, Muridae.